Messenger RNA from Lathyrus sativus (Indian pea), 1620 nucleotides. NCBI's taxonomy places the organism in Eukaryota, Viridiplantae, Streptophyta, Magnoliopsida, Fabales, Fabaceae. The record is from the annotation of a GenBank genome assembly.
AUGGAUAAGAAGUACCUUGAUGAAUUAUCGUUUAAAUGGUCCGAAGACGCAAAGGACCAUUUUAAAAAUUCACAAAGUGAGAUGGAUAUUCUUGGCAAGCUACAGCCUUGUAAGAUCUUGAAAAGGCUAAUUAUAGAUGGAUACAUGGGUACGAGAUUUCCAAAAUGGGUUGGAGACCCUUCCUACCACAACUUGACCGAGUUAUCCUUGUAUCGUUGUCAUAAUUGUUGCAUCCUUCCACCACUUGGACAAUUACGCUCUCUCAAGGACUUGGAAAUCCGUGCAAUGAGUAUGCUGGAGACUAUUGGAUCUGAAUAUGGUGAUUCCUUUUCAGGAAUCCUCUUUCCCUCCCUUGAACGUCUGGAGUUUCGUGAGAUGCCAUGUUGGGAAGUGUGGCAUCAUUCUCAUGAUUCAGAUGUUUCAUUUCCUGUAUUAAAAUCUCUUGCGAUUAUUGAUUGUCCUAGAUUGCAUGGAGGUUUCCCAUCUCAUCUUCCUGUUGUGGAAACAAUUAAGAUUGAACGUUGCAACCAAGUUGACUCUUCUCUCCCAAGGGCUCCUGCCAUACGCAAGUUAGAUAUAAUUGAAAGCAAUAAAGUAGCCUUGCAUGAACUACCCAUAUCAUUGGAAGAAUUAAGAAUUCAAGGAAGGGAAGUGACUCAGUCCGUCUUUGAAGCCAUUGCCAUCAGCCUAACAUCUCUUCAAAUUUUAGAAAUCAGAGACUGUUCAUCUGCAAUAUCCUUUCCGGGAGAUUGUUUACCCCUAUCCUUAAAGACGCUGUCCAUCACAAAUUCUAGUAAUCUAAAAUUUCCAAAGCAAAACCACCAACAUGAGUCACUUCAGUCUUUGAGGAUAGAUGGAAGUUGUGAUUCUCUCACAACCCUCCCACUGGAUAUCCUUCCAAACCUCAUUUAUCUUCGAAUCCAUAAUUGUAGAAACAUAGAAUGCCUUUCAGCUUCGAAAAUUCUUCCAAAUCUCAUUGAUAUUGAAAUCAGAGCAUGCCCUAAAUUUGUAUCAUUCCCAAGAGAAGGAUUGUCUGCACCCAACUUGACAUGGUUGCUUGUCUCCAGCUGCCUUAAUUUAAAGUCAUUGCCUUGUCACAUAAAUACUCUUCUUCCAAAGUUAAAAGAUAUGUACAUAUAUGAUUGCCCAGAGAUGGAAACAUUUCCUGAAGGUGGUAUGCCACCUAGCUUGAGAUCACUUCAUGUUGAAGAUUGCAAGAAAUUAUUGAGGAACCCAUCUCUAUCUUUCUUUGACAUGCUUUCCUCUCUUUCAAUUGGAGAUCUAUAUGAUGCUGUUGAGUCCUUUCCUAACAAUGGUUUUGCAUUGCUGCCUCCCUCCCUUACCAAUCUACAUCUUUCGAGAAUGUAUUGUUUGCACACGUUGGACUGCAGAGGGCUUCUCCACCUGAAGUCUCUCAAACAAUUAACAAUUGGAUCUUGCCCAAAGCUGGAGAAUAUGGCGGGAGAGAGACUGCCUGCAUCUCUAAUAGAACUUUAUAUUAAUCGUUGUCCUCUGUUGGGAGAACGAUCCCUCAAAAAACAUUCUCAAAUUUGGCCCAAAAUUUCACACAUCCAAUACAUUAACGUUGACAGCAAAUGGAUUUAUGGAGCUCAAACUUGA